Molecule: messenger RNA, 2404 nt
Organism: Galendromus occidentalis (western predatory mite)
Lineage: Eukaryota; Metazoa; Arthropoda; Arachnida; Mesostigmata; Phytoseiidae
Gene: Papss
Product: 3'-phosphoadenosine 5'-phosphosulfate synthase
Exons: 16
Coding region: 81-1928 (615 amino acids)
Biological process (GO): sulfate assimilation; 3'-phosphoadenosine 5'-phosphosulfate biosynthetic process
Molecular function (GO): sulfate adenylyltransferase (ATP) activity; adenylylsulfate kinase activity; ATP binding
Source: RefSeq, a predicted model, not a curated record
ACACGAAACUUUUUGCAUGAGGCAUCCGUAUGCCGUCGGUGAGCUGAGAGCGUGCUUGAUCGGAUCUUCAGAUUGGCUGGAUGGCUUCCAGAAUACCGAAACCAGAACCGGGUCAAAAGGCUACAAAUGUAACCUAUCAGCAGAAUAAGAUCAGUCGCGACAGUCGUGCUAAGAUCCUCGGGCAAAGGGGAGGCUUCCGAGGAUGCACGAUAUGGUUCACGGGUCUAUCUGGGGCUGGCAAGACGACGCUAAGCUUCGGUCUCGAGGAAUUCCUGAACCAGCAGGGCAUCCCGAGUUAUACACUAGACGGAGAUAACAUACGUCACGGAUUGAACAAAAACCUCGGCUUCAGUGAAGAAGACCGUCAAGAGAACAUCAGACGUGUUGCCGAAGUUGCCAAACUCUUCGCGGACAGCGGCGUCGUGUGUAUCACGAGCUUCAUUUCGCCAUUCGCAAAGGACCGGCAACUGGCACGAGAAAUUCACGAGCGAGACGGCUUGAAGUUCUUUGAAGUCUUCGUCAACACGCCUCUGGACGUCUGCGAAGGUCGAGAUGUAAAAGGUCUCUAUAAAAAGGCUCGCGCUGGCCAGAUCAAAGGUUUCACCGGUAUUGAUCAGCCCUAUGAGUCGCCUCUGAAUCCAGAGCUCGAGGUCAGGACCGAUCUAGAAACCGAGAGAGAAAGUGUCCACCGAGUCGUCACCUUGCUCCGAGAAAGGAAAAUCCUUCCCGAGACCGUGGGCGAUGCUGUGGAUGAGCUCUUCGUCGCUCCUGAGAAGUUGGAAGCCGCCAAGAAUGAAGCUGAAUCCCUGCCCGCUGUGGAAAUCACCAAGCUCGAUACCCAGUGGCUACAGGUGCUAAGCGAAGGAUGGGCCACACCUCUCAAGGGUUUCAUGCGGGAGAGUGAAUAUCUCCAAUGUCUCCAAUUCAACGUGUUAUUCAAAGAGGGUUUCACGAAUCAAUCACUGCCAAUUGUGUUGCCCCUCGCUACAGAAGACAAGGAACGACUCGUGGACCAGAAGGCAUUCACGCUCAGAUACAAGGGGAAAGCGCUGGCUAUCGCGAGAAAUCCCGAGUUCUACGAACACAGAAAAGAGAACAGAUGCGGCGCUACUUUCGAAAUCACUCACCCUGGUCAUCCGUACAUAAAGAUGAUUAUGGAGAGCGGCGAUUGGCUCUGUGGAUGUGAUCUCGAGGUUCUCGAAAGGAUACGCUGGCACGACGGCCUUGAUGAAUACAGAAAAACUCCCAAGGAAUUGAAGGCCCAGUUCUCGAAAAUGGGCAGUGAUGCGGUCUUCGCGUUCCAAUUGAGGAACCCAGUGCACAACGGACACGCUCUGCUCAUGCAGGAUACCCGGAAGAAACUACAAGAACGCGGCUAUAAGCGUCCGGUGCUCCUGCUGCACCCGCUUGGUGGUUGGACCAAAGACGAUGAUGUCCCUCUGGCUGUUCGAAUCCAACAACACAAAUGCGUUCUCCAAGAAGGGGUUCUUGACCCAGAGCUGACAGUUCUAGCGAUUUUCCCGUCGCCAAUGCACUACGCCGGACCGCGAGAAGUCCAAUGGCACGCAAAAGCUCGCAUGGUCUGCGGAGCGAAUUUCUACAUUGUUGGUCGAGAUCCAGCAGGAAUGCCCCACCCUGAAACGAAGAAGGAUUUGUAUGAACCGACUCACGGUAGCAAAGUCCUCACGAUGGCACCCGGGCUCCGUGGUUUAGAAAUUAUCCCGUUCAAGGUGGCCGCUUAUGACAAGAAAGAGAAGAAAAUGAGUCUUUUCGACCCUGCCCGGAAGGAAGAUUUCGAAUUCAUCUCGGGGACCAAGAUGCGUAGUCUGGCGAGAUCAAAUCAGGAACCGCCCCAGGGCUUCAUGGCUCCGAGCGCGUGGAAAGUUCUGUCGACGUACUACCAGAAUCUGGUGAACAGCUCCAACUGAGCGAUGUUGCAUUCCGAUUCUUUAUUUUUUAUAUAUAAGCUCAUUUGGAACCCGGUAGUGCGACGCUCGCGGGCGUUAAUCCCGCGCGGCGAUACGGUGCUUUUCAACGUGCUCAGGUCGAGUCGCUUCCGAGAGAAAAAACGAGUCCUUACCGUCGCUUCCGACUCCGCGAGAUAUUUUGCUGCAAAAGUGAGGACCUUACCCGCGAUCGACCUCCGCGUCUGAGGAAUCGCCUCCUAGACUUCUUUCACCUGUCGAGGAUAUACAGAGACAUUCGUGAUUCGCAAUAUAGGUACAAGGGAGAGUCUUAUCAAUCCGUGGGUGUCUCCGUCGCCAACCCGGAAGUCCGGUGAUGAGUUCAUUGUUGCGCUCGCUGAGCGGUCUCCGCGGCGGAUUUGGUUCACGGGAGGCAACGGAAACGCUCUUGACCACUUUCGAAUUUGUUCCCUCUUCUUAAUAAACACGAGACAAUCGUU